AUGGCUCAGCAGGAGACGCACGUUACAGUCCCAGUAUCCGAACACGUUCGGGAUAAUCCGGGGAGGGCGGGGGGAAACGCCGAGCACCCGGCAAGUGGAGCGGCGGCCACCUUCAACCCCGGAUUCAGUUUCCGGGCACAGAAAUGGUGCCCGGAGGCCGCUACUUUCGCAUCUGCGUUGCUUCUGCCUCCGCCGACACGGCCUCCUUCCCCUCCCCCACGGGCGGGGCGACGACCGGGAACUAGGGCCGCCGGCGAGCGGAGGAACCAGGCGGGUGGGCUUCCUACCCUGAAACCGCCUCUGCAGGAGCCCACUGCCCCGCUUCGCGGCUUGGCGCCCGUUGGCGCGCUCUGGGAGCUGGCGGCGGACAGGGUACCCCCGGGCUGCUUCAUCCUAGCAAUCCCCAGCCCCACCUGUGCCCUCCUCUGCACCACGCGCGCAGGUCAUCCUCCUCCCCACGCAGCCUUCCGCUCACCUUGCAGGAAAGGCUCGGCUCUGCACGCACGCACGCACUCUUGCUGGCGUAGGCAGCCGGCGAGAACAAUGUUUCCGCCGCACCAACCCCGACACCAAGCGCACACACCGGACGGUUGCCGCGAGCCGCGGAGCGGAGGGAAAUGUCCCCUGCCGACCACCACACCGACCGCCCCUCUCGGCCCCCGUACACACCUCCAACCAACAGCGGCGGCGGGCACGUCGCGCGGAGGUCAGUAGUGUCGCGGGAUCGGCCGCAGCAGAUUCUCCUCCCUCGAAGCAACCCGAGGCUUCGGAAUCCGGAGAGCCGCGAGCUCGGGGCCCCUCACAGCCACCUCUUCCCGAGAGCCUAGAGCUGCAACGAGCUCCAAGAACACGGACGUCCCGCCCCCUUUGCCGCCGCCCCCUCUUAUUGUUUUACCCCUGCGGAAAGGGCUAGGGAACCCCCCAGCACAGCGCCAGCCAAUCAGGCAUCAGUUUGGAGAGCUAGACCCAACCUUCUCGCGUCCCACUGCGGAGCACGCGCAGAACGGCGCCGCGCUCGCUCGCUCGCUCGCUCGGGCGUCCGGAAAGCCAGGGAACCGGAACCGGCCUAAAGUCGGGGCGAGAGCCCGCUGAUUUGACGUCACAAGGAAGCUGCCUUUCUCUUGCAGUGAUGCUGAAGCCUCCCUGUCCUCUCAGGUGGCGCGAACAAAAAAGAUGGCUCGCCGCUAACCAGUGGCUUUUACAAACGGUUAUUCCUGGAGCCUUUAUUCGUGAUAAGAGGGAGCAAAUUUAGUAAUGGUCCUGGUUGCUGCGUUAUCGGAGCAUUAAAAUGCAGUUUUGAACUCUG
Messenger RNA from Mus musculus (house mouse), 1306 nucleotides. Its product is annotated as predicted gene, 46933. The record is from RefSeq and is a predicted model, not a curated record. The transcript is spliced from 2 exons. The coding region runs from base 1 to 714 and encodes 237 amino acids. Lineage: Eukaryota; Metazoa; Chordata; Mammalia; Rodentia; Muridae.